AGAAGACUAGUCUGUACCCGAAUGUAAUUAUGAGAGGAACAAAAUUAAUAUUGAUGGAGGUAGGAAAUGUAAAAUUUCUGGAUUCUCUCAAUUAUUUUCCUAUGCCUCUAACUGCUCUACCCAAGGCGUUUGAUUUGAAAGAGCUAAAGAAAGGAUACUUUCCACAUUUAUUCAACACUUUGGCUCAUCAGAAUUAUGUAGGGCCAAUUCCAGCGCUCGACUUCUACGAUCCCGACCAUUUAAAGGAAGACGCUCGGGAAAAAUUAUUAAAAUGGCAUGGCGAAAGACAAGCGGAGGGAUACGUUUUUGAUUUUCAGAAAGAAAUCGUUGAAUACUGUAUCUCCGAUGUGGAAAUAUUGACACAGGCGUGUCUCAAAUUUCGAGACCUGAUGAAAACCGAAACCACAGUCGAUCCCUUCCAGGAAAGCACCACUAUUGCAUCAUGCUGUAACAAAGUCUUUAGACGCAAUUUUUUAAAACCUGAGACGAUCGGAAGAGGUCAGCAUUCUAUUCAAGAAAGAAGCCUAAAAGGAACUUGGGUGAUAGAAGAGGUGCUCAAAGCUAUUGAAAAAGGUUACCAGAUUAUAGAGACUUACGAAAUAUGGGAAUACGAUACAAUUCAGCUCAGUAAAGACCAAGAGGGGAUGCCCAAACAUUGCUUAACGGAUGAAGAAAAAAACCGUUAUAUUGAUGCAUUUUUGGAUAGAGAAGACAUAAAGCUGGAAUUUUCAAAAAUUAUAGAGAACCCCUGUUUGAGAUCGUUAGCUAAACUUAUGCUGAAUUCCUUUUGGGGUAAAUUUGCUCAAAAAGAAAACCAAAACAAAACCUCAAUAGUCAGAGACUGUGGUGAAUUCUUUGAUAUGCUGACUAAUCCUUCUAUUCAUGGGUUAGACGACAUAUCUACAGGCGACUUCAUAGGUGAUAUGACCGAUGAGCUCAAUGGGGGUUUCAUAUCAGAGUUUGUUUCUGGAGGACCUAAGAACUACGCCUACAAAUAUACUACUUUGUCUGGAGAGGAACAGAUCGUAUGUAAAGUAAAAGGCAUAUCACUCAAACUACAAGGCAUCCCAAGUAGUCAAUUUUGA
Acanthoscelides obtectus is the source of this 1085-nucleotide messenger RNA. The record is from the annotation of a GenBank genome assembly. Lineage: Eukaryota; Metazoa; Arthropoda; Insecta; Coleoptera; Chrysomelidae.